Molecule: messenger RNA, 3166 nt
Organism: Sclerotinia trifoliorum
Lineage: Eukaryota; Fungi; Ascomycota; Leotiomycetes; Helotiales; Sclerotiniaceae
Source: the annotation of a GenBank genome assembly
AUACAUUUCUAUUCCUUUUACUUCGUAGAAAAUAUAUUCAACCAAGCGCUUUUCUUAUUCAUUAUAUGCAAACAAACAUCCCACAUCCAACAUUCAACAUCCACAUCUACAUCUACAUCCAACGAUCCAUCAUAUUUUGAAACGAUACAACACAUCACAGCUUCGUCACUAUUAUUGUUGAGCAAAAAAAGGAAAACAAAUAUCUCAUCUCCUCUCUCUUACGGGAAACCAAGCUUUUAUACCGCACAGAUACCCGCCAUCUGGUCGCGAAUCUUUCCAUAUGGGAAGCAACCAACGUCAGCUUUUUUAACCAUAGAAAAAACAACAAGGAACGGGGUCAUUAUUUCAUUAUUCAACCAACCUGUUUACUUUUCAAGAAUUUUAAAUUCUUCUCCUAGAACCUACAUACUAUUCAUAAGAAUGACAUCCUUUUCCUAAAAAUAUAUUCCUUUUUUUCUCGUCUCUUUUUCAGUUUGUUUUCCAAUAUGCGUUUGAACGUAUUGUGCAUGGCAGUUUGUCUGCUUCAAAAUUUCACUCCUAUCGUUGCAAAACCCCUCGGUACAAGCCAAUCGAGCCUGCAAGUGCCAUUGGAGGACCUGAAUCCUACACACCAUCAGAAAGUUGCCUCCAAACAUCUGCAUGGCAGAUUCCUGCACAUUACAGGUGGGGUUAAAUCCUUAUAUUGCCUUUUGUACGAUGCUCAUUUAUUACAGAUUUGCACCUAGAUCCUCAUUAUAAAGUAUUUACCUCCACCGACGAAGACGAUGCUUGUCAUCGAGGAAAAGGAACCGCCGGCACAUACGGCGCCGAAACUACCGACUGCGAUACUCCUCCUACCCUCAUAGAUGCGACUUUCAAAUGGAUCAAGGAAAAUGUGAGGGAUAGUGUAGACUUUGUUGUGUGGACAGGGGACAGGUUGGUUUUACCUUUGCGAAACAACCAAUCGACGCAGUGAUGGUAUGGCUUUGUGCGAGGAGAAAUGCUGAUUCAGAAUAGUGCACGACAUGAUAGCGAUGAAAAGAUUCCUCGAGUCCAAAGCGAAGUCCUCGACACAAAUAGAAAGGUCGCAGAUAAAUUCUUGGAGACUUUUGGAAAUGGCGACGAGCUAUCGAUUCCGGUUAUAUCAACAUUUGGCAACAAUGAUAUCCUUCCGCAUAACAUCUUGCUAUCGGGUCCGAAUAAAUGGUUGAAUACGUAUACAGAUAUCUGGGACAAACUCAUACCAGAAGAGCAGAGGCAUGGUUUUCAGCGAGGAGGAUGGUAUUAUGUCGAGGUGAUCCCUAAGAAAUUGGCCGUCUUCAGUCUCAAUACUUUAUACUUUUUCAGUCAUAAUGCCGCUGUAGAUGGUUGCGCAUUACGUUCGGAGCCCGGAUAUGAACAUAUGGAAUGGCUGCGAAUUCAACUACAAUUUAUGCGCGACCGUGGGAUGAAAGUUAUCCUUACUGGACAUGUACCGCCUGCUCGAACGGACAGCAAAUCGCUUUGGGACGAAAGUUGUUGGCAAAAAUAUACCUUGUGGCUUCAGCAGUAUCGGGAUAUUAUUAUCGCAGGUUUAUAUGGACACAUGAAUAUUGAUCAUUUCAUGAUACAUGACACUAAAGAUAUCGAUCUUUUAUUAUUUGAGGGUAAAUCCACUGCGCCCCCUCGCGCGCUAAUGGAUGAUGAGUUUACAACCCUAUCCGCUGGAGAUUACCUUCAAGAUCUUCGAGAGGAUUGGUCGGGGUUACCAAAUCCAAAACAUCUACCCAUCUCGAUGGAUAUUGACGAGGAACAAUCGGACGACUGGGAAUUGAACAAUGUCUCGGAUAAGAAGAAAAAUAAGAAGGGCAAGAAGGACAAGAAGAGGGACAAGAAAAAGAAAGAACUGAAGAAGUUUGGAGGUCCAUGGGGUGAAAGAUUUGCGGUAACACACGUUGGACCGAGUAUUGUACCUAAUUACUUCCCUACUCUUCGCGUGAUCGAAUACAAUAUCACAGGAUUGGAAGACUCGGCGACUUGGUCCGGUUCGACCAUGGGAAUUGAUGAGCAAAUUGAUUGGCUCGAUCAAGAAGAAGAACAAUUCAAGUUCGACGCCAACGAAGAUUCGACAGACUAUAAUCAUGUGGCCGAUGAUGGUUUGUCUGCCGAGGAAAGGAGGAAAAAGCACGGUAAAGACAAAAAGAAGUUCAAGAACCCGACACCAUCCAAUCCUGUAUUCAUCAUUCCGUCGCCUCCAUCAAAAGAUGCACCUCCUGGACCGGCAUAUUCUCCGCAAAGUUUAACGUUACUCGGGUACACUCAAUAUUUUGCCAAUUUGACGUACAUCAACAAUCUUGAAUUGUUAUCAGAAGGAUCCGAUGAUGGAAUCGAUACGGAGAAGUGGCGUAAUGGUAAGCAUGGCGGAAAGAUUCCAAAAGACAAUGAUCCGAAUCCACAUGCCUUUCAUUAUCAAGUCGAAUAUGAUACUUUCACCGAUCCAAUUUAUAAGUUGAAGGAUAUGACGGUUAAGAGUUAUCUCAAGCUUGCUCAUAGGAUUGGAAAGUAUAAACCGGCAAAAGGAGAUGGUGUCGAAGAUGGAGAGAUUCUUGAGAAACCUGAAGUUCAACAAGAUGAUGUGGAUAGGGAGGACGAUGAUAAGAACCAAAUCUCUAUAUCUAGGAACGAAAGCAUCGAAGAUACCGAAGAUUAUAACAUCGAUGCAGAGAAGAAAAAGGGGAAAAAACACAAGAAAAAGAAGCAUCAUCGCAAAGACAAGAAUAGAGUUUGGCUCAGCUUCGUUCGACGUGCUUUCAUCAGCACAUUAGAUGAGGAUGAUAUCAAGUCUUUUGAUGAUGAAGGACAUUUCCAAGAACCAAUAAUUCCUAUUCCUGAAAAAGAGGAUUUACAUAACUUGGAGUUGUAAUGCUUUCUUAUUAUGCACGGAUUGGAGUUCGCAUCGGAAUUGGGUGGAUGUUUGAUUACUUUUUAGCUUGUCUUGCACAUAUAUCAUGGCGAUGGAAAUGAAAGCAUGGAGUUGGAGUUGGAGUCGGAGUUUGCUAUGAAUUUGUACAGUCAGGAAAUAAGGUUGUGAUUAUGCAUUGUGCGGCGAUUGGUUAAGAAAAUUAUAUGAUAUGAUACCGUUAGUAUUAGUUUAUGAUUUUCGAUGAAUGAGAUGAGAGUAUGAAUUAUGUUAUGUUUAUUUCAUUUU